UUCUACCCCUCUAAUAUGGGACAACAACAAACAACAGGAACAACAACAUCAAAUAGUGAACAACAACAAACAGAGAUUAUGCCAAGUACGAGUAGUAAUUUAAUACCUAAAACACCCCCAACAACAACAUCUUUAAUUAAUUAUUAUUUUUUAAAUUCAUUCGAAUUUUGUACAAUUUUGUCAAUGCUCGUUGAACAAGUUGCCGAUAAAUUGUCUUCUACUAUUUUGGGUACUCCUAUAAUUAAGCAGCAACAACCCGAAUUGAAAGAAGAUAAUAAACAACAAAUUUUAAAUGUAAAUAAUUUGUGCUGUGAUCAGGGAAGCAGUGGGGAUGAUCGUUCGGAAAGCAACAUCCUCGGGGAAGACGAAGACGAAUUUGAAGGUUUUGAAUUAUCCGAUUUAAAAACAAUUACAACCCUUGGAAUUGGUGGAUUUGGACGUGUAAAUCUAGUCAGGCAUAUUGAUAGAGACAAAGUUUAUGCUCUCAAAAUUUUGAAUAAACAACAUGUCAAAAAUAAAAAUCAGGCAAGUUUUGAGAGAGAAAAUAGUAGAAAAAUCAGUCUCGAGAUCGAACACGUUCAAAAUGAAAGAGCAAUUUUACUGGAAUGUCAUUGCGAUUUUAUAAUUAGACUGCACAAAACUUUUAGAGAUUCAGAACGUGUUUAUAUGUUAAUGGAGUAUUGUCCUGGGGGUGAUUUGUGGACUGUUUUGAGAAGUUUUUUGCGUUUAGAUGAAAAGAAGGCUAGAUAUUAUUGUGCUGCUGCUUUGGAGGCUUUUGAUUAUUUGCAUAAACGCUUAAUUAUAUAUAGAGACCUAAAGCCAGAAAAUAUGUUGUUAGAUAUUAAUGGAAUACCCAAAUUGGUAGAUUUUGGUUUUGCCAAAAGAUUGCCUUCAGAAAUGGAUAGAGCUUGGACAUUUUGUGGAACUACUGAAUAUGUUGCCCCCGAAGUUAUUUUGGGAGAAGGGCAAGAUUCAGGAGUAGAUAUUUGGUCGUUGGGAAUUUUUCUUUAUGAAAUGUUGACGGGAAGUCCUCCUUUUGCUGCUUCUGAGCCUAUGUUGACUUACGGUGCAAUAAUAAAAGGUGUUCAAAAUUUGUCUUGGCCUCGUUACAUAAGUGAUAAUUCCCGUCUUUUAAUUUUCAAACUUUGCCGGAAAAAUGCUACCCAAAGAUUGGGUUAUGGACAUUUUGAUGAUUUACGUAAAGACAUUUGGUUCGAAGGCUUCGAUUUUACUUCUUUUCGUAAUCAUUCAAUGCGCCCUCCUAUCAGACCAAAAGUUUUAAGUCUAACAGAUACUCGCAACUUUGAUCGUUUUUCUUCUACGGAUGAUUUUGCUUGUGGGUCAGACGAUGAUGGGUGGGAUGAGGAUUUUUAA
Meloidogyne enterolobii is the source of this 1374-nucleotide messenger RNA. The record is from the annotation of a GenBank genome assembly. Lineage: Eukaryota; Metazoa; Nematoda; Chromadorea; Rhabditida; Meloidogynidae.